UCGAGGGGGUUACUCAUUAAUCUAGGUCCAGGUCCAUAACCUUAGAUAAGGGCAUGCGAACCGGCAGAUCAGCCUCAGGCUCUGCGCGUGCAUGAAUUAAGAAGAAUGACAGCAGGUCAGCAUUGAAGAUUUCUGUGUCUUCUAUUCAAGGUGAAGGGGCAAGUCCACUUUAUCAGCCACGUGAACUUCUGUGAGUUGUAAUAGUAUACUGGCUCCAAAGACCUUUAAAUACAUUUCAAAAACCAAUUUGCCACGUGGUGUAAAGUGAGAAGCCUCAAGCCGUCCAACUGCCGAGAGCUGGUUGGAAAGUUUAAGCCAAGUGCCUACAAGAGACUCAAGCAGUGGACGUUCGAUCAAGACCUACAAACCCAUUAUUCUCACUGAUAUUUUUGAGAAGUGAUAUUUUGGGGUCAGCUUUUAGCCUUUUUGUGAAGAAUAAUUCACUUGGAUUUUUUAUUCACAAACUAACAUGUGGCUUUUUGUCAUUGUCACGUCUUAAAGGAAAGUCACUUUGAAUGGAGAACAUAAUUUGCAUGCUACCCAAGUUCAGGCAGGAUCUGACACAAGCCUGGAGAAGGGGAACGCACCUGUCUCUCUUCCUUGACCUGUAGAUGCUCCGCACAAUUUUUAUUCAUUGGCACCAACUUGUGCAAUCUUUAAUGGGAUAAAUUAUCUCUCGGGAUCAGGUGAACCGCUGAUCUAAACUAAACUAAAGCCUUAAAGCAUCUUAAUUUCUUCUUAAUUCACACUUUACAUCCUAAGGCCUCCGCAUGGUACUCUGGUCGAAAGAUCAAGACAAACUGUCUGACAUGUCUACGGGGACGGAGAGGAUAGAGAUGAAGAAGGAGGGAGCGCCGCCGGCAUACCACCACUCCAAUGGGUCGGUUCAUCCUGUAAUACUUCCCGACAACCCCGAGGGGGUACCCCCAAACUCUGGGGAGUACGAACUCACCGAGGUGACCUCCCUACCGGACCACGGUGAUCAGGAGAACGAGCGGCCAGACAUGGUGGUCCUCGACUGUCGGGCCAACGCAAAGGGCCAGAGAGAAGAGGACGCACUCCUGGAGAACGCCAGCCAAAGUAAUGAGAGUGAUGACACUAGUACGGACCAAAGCCCGGUGCCGCCGGUUCCACUAAAGGAAACAUCGUUCACUAUUGGACUCCAGGUUCUAAUCCCUUUCCUGCUGGCAGGGUUUGGGACAGUUGCAGCUGGCAUGGUUCUGGACAUUGUUCAGCAUUGGACAGUGUUUACAGAGGUGACUGAAGUAUUCAUCCUGGUUCCUGCUCUCCUGGGCCUGAAAGGGAACUUGGAAAUGACACUUGCAUCCAGACUGUCCACUGCAGCUAAUAUUGGACAUAUGGAUACAGUCAAGGAUAUGGGGAAAAUGAUCAUGGGAAACCUCGCGCUAAUUCAGGUUCAGGCCACUGUGGUCGGCUUCCUGGCCUCCAUCGCUGCAGUCAUUUUUGGUUGGAUUCCAGAGGGCAAUUUUAAGAUGGGUCACGCCGUCCUGCUCUGUGCUAGCAGCAUGGCCACAGCGUUCAUCGCUUCUUUGCUGCUAGGUCUUAUCAUGAUUGGGGUUAUCAUUGUAUCCAGGAAGGUUGGCAUCAACCCAGACAACGUGGCCACCCCCAUCGCUGCCAGCCUGGGUGACCUGAUCACCCUGGCCCUGUUGGCUGGCAUUAGUACGGGCCUGUAUAAAGAGCUUGAAUUCAAUGAUUAUGCCAACCCAAUGGUGUGUGCCUUCUUCGUUGCCCUGACGCCCAUCUGGGUACUGAUUGCCCGGCGAAUACCUUCCACCAGGGAAGUUCUCUAUUCGGGUUGGGAGCCUGUAAUUAUCGCCAUGGCAAUCAGCAGUGUUGGGGGCCUCAUUCUGGAUAAGACGGUAUCCAACCCCAACUUUGCUGGAAUGGCGGUAUUCACUCCUGUAAUCAACGGUGUGGGUGGGAAUUUGGUAGCGGUACAAGCCAGUCGAAUCUCCACCUACCUGCACAUGAAUGCACUGCCCAUAGCAGAGCCAAACCCAGCUCCACAAAAAUGUCCCACUCCCUGGAGCACCUUCUUCGGGUCAGGUGUCAACACGCGCUCUGCGAGAGUGCUCUUCCUGUUGGUCGCUCCUGGUCACCUGAUCUUCCUGUACACCAUUAAUUCUAUGCAGGGGCAGGGUGGGCACACCACUCUCACCUACGUAUUCAUUGCAUUUUACCUGGCCGCAGCUCUGCUCCAGGUAAUAAUCCUGCUGUACCUGGCAGACUGGAUGGUUAACUGGAUGUGGCGUCGAGGGAUGGACCCAGACAACUUCUCCAUCCCAUACUUGACAGCCCUGGGAGACCUGCUGGGGACGGGCUUCCUGGCUCUGUGUUUCCAUAUCCUGUGGCUAAUUGGAGAUCGAGAUGGAGAUGUGGGUGACUGAUCCACACUGCUUCCCUUUGACUCUGUCCAAGCAACAGGAAAGCCACAUAAAGAAAUAAUAUCUAUAUUGUUAUGGCUACAAUGGGCUACCAUGAUUCUAUUGAUGACUUAAGACAUUAUUGCUUUAGUAUUGAGAUGUACAGUAAUUAUGUUGUUGUUUAGCUAGUGGGAGAACAAGGAUCCUCAUUAUUUUUCAAUGGGGUUGUUCGUCCCGUUUUAUGGCCAGUCGCAUUGACUGUAUGUAAAGAUGAGAUCAACCUAAACUUGAAAAUUUUCAAGAAAACAAAAACAAAAAGAAUGCAUAAUCGCCAAGUGCUAUGAAAUGGUUUAGGGAUAUAAAAUUAAAAUGUAAAUUAUUUGAUGUGUUUUGAGGGCAGCACUCACAACCUUGUGUGUACCUUUUGCAACUUUAAAAUAAUUAAUAUAAAUAAAAUGACACAAGUAAGCCAUUUGUAGGUAGAUUUCCCCAAAAAAUGGUUCUGUGGUGCUUUCAGAUCAUUGUUUGAGCAUCCCGAACAGCCCAACACAGAAACAUUGGCUCCGCCAAUGGUGUUAGGUUGGUGGCAGGUCUAUCUAUUUGGUAGACCAAUGGAAAACAAAGAAGGAAAUAUGUUUGAAAAUGGCCAUUAUUUUUGUGAUUCUGUUUGGUGGCGCAGAAAUUACACACUUCACCAUUAACUAAUGAAAGAGUAAACAUUUUUGGACCAUCACAGAGUGACCUGAAUAUCCUUAGACUACCUUUCGUGCAUUACGUUUGUUUCUCUUUAAGAUUACAAGGACUAAAAGAUUUCAAAUCCUCCAGCCCUGGCAUGGUGGUUCAGGUUAGCGAUGGAGCAUAUUGAGUAACAUCCCCAUAAGAAGGUCUUAAUAGCAGACGCUAAUCCUCAAAGGUGACCUUUUGUGUUAAAACACUGCAUGUACAGUAAAGUACUGUAAAAUUACAAAGCACUGAUCCCCCUAGACAUUUAACAGAUUAAAAAUACAUUUUCAGAGUCUAAAACUGCUUCCACAACUCUUCAAGCAGUUACAGACAGAAGUAAUAGUCAAAACAUCUAUAAGUUAAUCGUUGUUUUUUGAAAUCCCUAAAAUCCUAAAGUUGCGUGAUGCAUUAAGAAAGGUUUCUGGGUUCUUUACACUCAUCACCUUAAGAAUAAAAUAACAGACUUUGCCUCAGUUGUGUAGGUACAUUUCUGUAAUGUACACACAUCGAAGGCCAUUAUAUUGAAGUCCAUGUCUGUUAAAUCUACAACAUCUUUUCCUUGGACUCAAAAUACUGGGACAGUUAAAAGGAUAGUUUGUGAACUAGCCUUUUUACCAUUAUGCCCUUAAUCAAGACUUCGAAGUUUAUUCCAGGGAGAACGUCCCUACGAUUUGUGAACUCUAAGGCCUUUUUCACACCGCGCACAUUAGCAGUGUCAUUGCAUGUGUUACUGUACUUGCAUCAAGCGUUACAGAUGCCUGUUUUCAAUGGGUGAGUAGUUUAGUCCAUUUCUUCUUUGUUGCUUUAUUAAAGCCUAUAUUGCACAGAUUGUGUAAAUAAAUAGGUUUACAGUGCAUUUUUGUACCAAAAUAUAUACGCACCACUUGCGCGCUAGUUAACGCAUGCAGUGUGAAACAGGCCUGAGUUACUUUGAACAAAAAGCACUUGCUCUAUGACUAGAAACAUGAAACACUGCUUUAAAAGCUUUUUUUAAAAUGAAGAAUUUACUUAGAAUUAUGCAAAAAUGCUUGUUAGCAAAAGGGCUAUUUUGACAUUUAUAUCAGUGUACCAUUGCAUACUAUAGGCUAGUUGCAGAAAUGCUGUUUUAAGCUCUCUCAGAAUGUAAUUUGGAGCCAACCUUGUUUAAAAUCUCUAAAAGCUUUCCUUUCAUACAGGAAGGAAGCAGAGUUGAUUUCGUUUGACUGUUUUAGGACAUUAAUGCCACUCGGAAACACUUGAAAGGGCUAACAGGAUGGCUAACAGCUAAUUUGUAAAUUGGUACUACUCUGCCAUUAAUAAAAUCUCCUAAUAGUAGUUGCCAGUACAGUAUAUAUGUUUUUUUUGUUUUGUUUUUUUUUUAACAACUAGACAGGCCUUAUAAAAGCAACUUACCUCCAGUUAUGUACAAUGUGUUUGUUAAUUGUCAUGUUAGCCUCUCAUUGUUAAAGGGCUGUAUAGAAACAAUGCUCCAUUUGUUGGUAUCUCACCAGUUUGCACACAUCAAAUAUUCUUAGCAGAUACUCUGGCUGAUAUCAAAUACGGGGCCAACAAAAUGGAUUGUGCUGGGCACAUAACAUUAAAAAUGCAUUGUUUGUAAUAAAAAUCCCCCUAUUUUUACUGGAAAUGACAAAUCCUUGUCUGUUACUCUGGAAAACUGAAACUUUUUAUGUCUGAAAAUGUAUGUUUUUUUUUUUUUUUUUUUUUUGUUUGUUUUUUUGUUUUUUUGUUUUUUUAGUUUGUAGGCCGUUAUAGUGUGAUAUCUUCCAUUCUGACAGGCAUGUUUAAUUUCAGAAUACAGCAGAUCACUGUGCACAAGAUGUACUGUAAUGUCAUGAUUUGCCACAAGAGGUCGCACUUGUGCAAAAUCAUGUGUGUCGUAUGCAUAGACACGUUGUCAGAAAUAUCCAAUAUCCAUACCCAUCAGCAAUGCAUUCAAACAUCCUGAAUAUUACUGUGCAGCUGAACUGGUGCUGCCAUUGUAUCAUGACAGCUCUCUAUACUUGUGAAUAUUUCUUCAGGGGAUGGGAGGCUUUGUUUUAUUUAUUUCUAUAGAUGUGACAAAGCUAUUUGUACAUAAUAUAUUUAUUCUAUAAAUAAUUUGUUUAUUUUUCAUUUUGUUCAGAGUCUCAUUUAUGAUUUUUUUUUUUUUUUCUUCUUUGCAUUGGACCAGUAGAGAUGUUUACUGAACCUUUAUCAGUAAUUAUUUUUCUUUGGUAAACUUUAACAAAUAUAUCAAAGUUUGGUGCCUAAUUUCCAGCAAAACCUCACGCUCAAACCUGGUUCUGUGAAUUUGAUUUUAAUAUGCCUUAACCAAUCACAAGCACUUGACACAUAGAUUGUAUAGGAUUUCUGGUUUCUUCUUUUUUGUAUAUGAUCUUUUUUAAUUCAUUGAGUUGAUUUUCAUAUUGUUUUCAUUUGAUUUAAUUACACUGUGUGCUGUAUUCUGGCAGGACAAAUGUACCGGUGGUAACGUUAUCCAAAGCAACACCACUGAAAAUCCCAGAUUAAGGAAAAUUAGGAUUAUUUGCUAGUGGUUUGUCUAAUCUGUCACAUAUUCCCUUGUAUUUACCUUUGCAAAUUUAGAACAGAUUAACAUUGAUGUCAUUUGAACUUCCUACAAGAACAUUUAACCUUCCUUACGUUAAAUUGAGCCCAUAUAUGACUAUAGAGGAAAUGGACUAAAAUACCCAAAGAAAGUUAGACUGUACUGCUAGAAGUUGUAGCUGCCUGAUUAUCUGAUGUAUUACACUGCCUGCACAUUAUUUUUACAAUGUGUUUCUACCCUACCCCACCAAUUCUGUCAAGGUUGCUUCAAUUUUACACUGUCAAGGGGAUUUAACAGAGGUACUUGUAAAUUGCUGGAAAUAAAAGAUUAUAUUUCGUAA
Myxocyprinus asiaticus (Chinese sucker) is the source of this 5995-nucleotide messenger RNA. Its product is annotated as solute carrier family 41 member 1. The record is from RefSeq and is a predicted model, not a curated record. Gene Ontology annotation, biological process: monoatomic cation transport. NCBI's taxonomy places the organism in Eukaryota, Metazoa, Chordata, Actinopteri, Cypriniformes, Catostomidae. The transcript has 11 exons. Gene Ontology annotation, molecular function: monoatomic cation transmembrane transporter activity. Gene Ontology annotation, cellular component: plasma membrane. The coding region runs from base 771 to 2411 and encodes 546 amino acids.